AUGGAGACCGAAACCAACGGAAAAAACCCUAUAGAAGAAAUGAACUCCUCUACGGAGCAUCUGACGGAUGAGAAGUCCAUCUCAAAUUUGACAUCCAUAGAAAAUACAAAAAAUCAAAAAAUCAACAUGGACGAAAACAACUACAACUAUUUUAAUUACACAGAGAGUGAGACUCCUUUGAAAAAUGAAGUUCAGUCGGUCAAUAAUGUAUCUACAGAGGGACACGAAAAGAGCAUUUUCAGUGAACGUCAUUUGAAAAAUGAGGGCAUAAAUCCUUUCCAGACGAAUUUACCAAACCAUGAGAAGGACGAUGGGGACAACUACUACACAGACGCAGAGGUACAAAUGAAGAACCAACAGGAUAUUUUAAAAAUAUUGGAAGAGGAGGAUGCACACCUGGGGUUGGGAGGUGGUCCAGGGAUGGGUAUCCCUAUCGAAGGGCAACAUAUUUCAGCACAGGUGGAUGCCCACUCAGGAGGGGACGCAGAAAAUGGGAAGAAUGAUUCGACCGUAACUGUAACCGGAGGAGAAGACGCAAAGGGGGAGAUACUCAAAGGAGAGGACGUAAAUGAAGACCCCAUGUCGGCUAAAAGCAAUCAUCACCAAGUUUCCUGCAAUCAGGAGGACCAAGGGGAAGCAGCAACAGGUGCAAUAGUUGCAACAGAAGAAGGAGGGGGAAAUCCCUUCGGAAACCCCAACGAGAGGGACGACCAAACAAUGAGCCAUUUCCAUGGUUGUAAAGAAAAAGCAGAAAUAAAUAUAAUACCGAACAAAGAUUUGAUCAAGGCGAAAAAGAGCAAAGAUAAAAGUACGGAAAAGUACAAGAGCAAAUACAAGAACAAAAUUUUGCAUCUCUUCCGGAAGAAGGCUUCCUCCAAUAAGGUGAACGACCAACACAUGUGCACGAAUGAGGUGGUUUGCGUGGUGGAAGGCGUGGGUGAGGGGCACCCUGUCAGCAGCACCGACGGAAGCAGUGGAGGGGGAUAUAACCAACAAAACCUUAAUGGAAGCUUCAAUGAGUACAAUAGCAACGCAGGACAGGCUGCCACCAGUGAGGCACACAUCCCCAUCCAAAUUGCAACUGGCGAAGUGCAGUUACAGGGGGAGAACCAAAACGUCAUGGCAACCGUUCGGGAGAGUCACACGUGUUCCACCAAAACGGAAGAAACCCCCCUGACGGAUCUGCAGAAUGAAAAUAUGGCAGGCGUUGAUUUGGAAGCACACACGGGAAAUAUGGAAACAACAGAUGGAAUGGCUACAAACACAUCAGGGGAGAGACAUACCCAGGGACGGGAACAGAAACAUUCGUUCGAAUGGAUCGACAGGAAGAUUUACAGUUUAGAGAAAAUCAAAUCCUUCAUGUCUAACAAUACCUUUUUAAAAGAUAAAAAAUAUUUUUUGCAAAAAAAGAAAACACAACUAUCGAAGGAAGUGAAUUUCUUUUGCCACCACUACAACGUUCUGUUGUGUUUUUUCCUAUAUAUAAUCUGCUUCGCCUUUGUCACGGCAUCUAUCUGUUACGACUCAUGGAAGGUGCACCAAAUGGAACUAAAAUCCGAGAACAACGAGAAGGUGGUGCACAUUGACAUAGGCGCAACGACCAUUAGGAGGGUGGAAAAAGUUUCCAGACAAAAUGGGGACGUCACCCUCUCCAUCGACAAGGAACAAACGAUGGAGUCACUAAUAGGCAACGAAAUUUGCAACACAGUUACGAAAGAAGAAUUGGAAAACUUUCUAUCCUUUUUGGCAUCUAACAAUAAGCUAAAAUAUGAACAGAACCUAAUUGAUCCCACAAAAGGGAAAGUCUCUGAUGAAUUUCUCAUAGAUGCACUAAAAAAUCCAGCACAUGUAGGACUAUUAAAAGACGACAAGCUAGUCCUAACACGGAAACACAUUUUCGGACCCACCAUCUACAACCUUGAGUGUAAAUUUUUGGCAAAAAUAAAAAAGGCAGGUACGUAUCAUAAGAUUCUGCUCUACGCAAUAUUAUUUUUUUUACUCAUUCCAAUCUGCCUCCUGUUGCAUAUUCUUCUGAACUACAAAAAGAAGGGGAAGAAUAUCCAGCUGGUGAAGUAUGUCUCCUUCGUGUUUGUUAACUUGGCACUCAUCACGAUGAUCUCCUCCCUCUUUUCCGUCAACCGGGCGUACAACAUUCCUUUAUGUGUCAUGCAUGAUGGGAGUUCAGACAUUUGUGAGGACGGCACAUCUAUUCACUUAAUUCGCUCCUCCAUCAUCUUGCUAAUUUUUUCUAAUUUGUUUUUUUGCAAGUUUGUUAAUGUGGUUCGUAAGAGCAGCACGCUCACGGGUUCACUCGUUUAA
Molecule: messenger RNA, 2319 nt
Organism: Plasmodium coatneyi
Lineage: Eukaryota; Apicomplexa; Aconoidasida; Haemosporida; Plasmodiidae
Exons: 1
Coding region: 1-2319 (772 amino acids)
Source: RefSeq, a predicted model, not a curated record